GAUAUGUGUUUGGCAGAAAAGUAUCUCAAUCCUCCAGGUGAUGUUAUCUUCUUCGUUUGUAGGAAAAGCAGAAACACUGUCCGUGUCCCUUCCAUCGAAAUGGCUAUGGAUGAUUCCACCGCCAAAUCCAUAUCCACGGUGCCAAAUCUGGUGGUUAUAUCUUCACCAUUUCAACAAACACCACUUAUGAGGUUAUCCAAAUCCAUUCCGAUGCCUACAAAAACCGUCUCUGAACUUCAACAUUCCGCCGAUAGGUUCCUCUGUUUUAUCCGUUCUCAAACCUCGCUUUUCAAGAAACUCCUCUCCUCCUCCUCCUCUUCUUUUCAAACUUUCUGCAACCAGAUUCGUAGCAGGAGCUGCUACCAAAUCAGGUUCCCGUUGUCGACGCACAAUUUUGCUGCGAUACUACCUGGAGAUUCAGUGGCGGGGAUAGUGGUGACAAACGGGAUACUCAAUUUCUUGAACAUAUACAACACGCUGCUCAUUGUACGCCUUGUUUUGACCUGGUUCCCUAAUACGCCUCCCGCCAUUGUUAGCCCCUUGAGCACUCUGUGUGACCCGUACUUGAACGUAUUCCGUGGGCUCAUACCGCCGCUGGGAGGGACGCUGGACCUGUCUCCAAUACUAGCUUUCUUGGUUCUCAAUGCUUUCACCAGCACUGCUGCUGCACUUCCUUGCGAGCUUCCACCAGCCGGGUCUACACGUCUCUCGGAGCCUACUUCCUCGCAGGCCAAAUGGCUGAGAAGGUUGCACGCCAACCGCAACAAGCGCUCAAAUACUGGUGCCAAUUAGGGCUUUGCUGGUUCUAGCAGAGCAAAGCUUACCAAGAAGAAAGGGUAGUUUUCUAUUGGAAGGAAUUUGCUUCCUGAAUGGAACCUUCAGCUACAUGGAGGACUAGCAGGUUUUCUUCGUAUGAGAGACUGGUAGCCAUUGGCUUGAUUCUUGUAGCUGUGGUUUCACCUCUCUAUAUCAAUCGAAGACCGGCUUAUGAUCCUGAUUUUGAUGACCAACCCAUCAGUCCAGCUUUCUGCUUGCCUCUGCUUCUCUUUGGGUUAAUCUUGGUAAUCACCUUGUCACUUUAUCUGGACCGGAGCUUGACCAGGUUUGAUCUUUACUGGAU
Carica papaya (papaya) is the source of this 1120-nucleotide messenger RNA. It is a transcript of the gene YLMG2, whose product is annotated as YGGT family protein. The record is from RefSeq and is a predicted model, not a curated record. Gene Ontology annotation, cellular component: membrane. NCBI's taxonomy places the organism in Eukaryota, Viridiplantae, Streptophyta, Magnoliopsida, Brassicales, Caricaceae. Gene Ontology annotation, biological process: chloroplast fission.